CUCGGCUUCUUUUUCUUGCUCUACUCUCUCUCCCUUUUCUCGAUUUGCCCUGACGCUUCAAUCUGUUGUAAAACCUAAAUCUUUUCUCAAUACCCAACGUUAAUUUCCGGUUAGGGCGAAUCCAUAUUGUUUUCUUCACUGGGGUAAAGAAGUCGAGGUUGUUGUUCGAGAGGAUUUCCUUUUAUGGCGAAGGUAGCCGCGCGUGGCGCAUCAGCUACUGCUUCACUACAAAUCGGUGGGGACGCUCUCAAAGUUGGUCCAACAGUUAAAAGGAAGACCCCUUCGGAGCUCAGAGGGGAGCAGCUUAAGCAGACCAAUGUGUCUGAGCUUCUUAAUAAAUCUUUGGCCACAAGUGAGAUGGUUAAUUCAUUCAAAAAGUCAGAUCCACCAAGGAAUCCUAGAUAUAUUGACACCCGUAUGGUUGAAGUAUUUCCUGCCAAGAAAUCAAGGUUCAAACUGGUUUCAGGAAAAGAGAAUGCCAAGGAAAAUAGUUCAAUUGAGCUACCUAUUAGCCUAAAGAAGAUCUCUGCUCUUUCAAAUUCGGCUGCUGUGAGAAGGCAACAAUUUUCAUGUUCAAAGAAUUCUGUUUCUUCUGCUUAUGUUCCAAAAGAUGAUGUGCCCAUUGGCCAUAAAACACUUGAAAAAUGUAGUCAGGGUACAUUUCUUAGUGUUACUGAGCUUUCAUCAGGGGAUCAAAAGUUAUCAGGCUUGGCAACUGUUGACAUGGAUAAAGCCUUGAAAGGGCUAGCUGCUUGUGAAUCAAUCCUGACUAGACCUCCCAAGUCUUCUGAAGGUGAUCUUUCAACUGGAAACUUCUGCACUGAAUUCCAUGUGACUGGCCAGAAGAUUCCUCUGGAUUUUACUUUGAAAACUUACAUGCGAUUGGUGUCCUCAUCCUCAGUGAAUUGGUUAAAUAGGUCAAUGAUGUGUGCUACUUACAAUGGUAUGCCUCAAUUUACCACCAAUGCUGGUGCUUCAGAUGAUCAGAAUAUUAUCAGUGCUUCACAGCAGACUGAGUUCUCAAGUUUGAAUUCUAAAGCAUUACAUUCAUGGAUUUAUCCUCAAUCUACCUUACCACCAUCUCUCAUGUCAAUAUUGAUAUCAGCAGCAGUAGACGGAGUGGAAAUAGAUUUCUUAAGAAAGCGAAUAGGAGCAUGGGAGGAGUCAUUUCGGAGUCUUUACUAUAUGUUUCGGCAAAAUGUUUGUAGCAUCUUUUAUGUGUGCACUUCACAUUUUGUGGUAAUGUUCACUUCUUUUGAUGGUCCGGAAAGUAGAUCAUACCAAGCUUAUAUCUCCCAGUCAACUAGAGGUUUGAGGUCGUCACUAAAAGAACAUGAUGUUUCUUUUUAUAUGCCUCUUUGCCGUUCUCAAGUAGAACAAGUGACUACUGAAGAUCUCGUGGAGCUUUCAGAAAUAGAGAAGCAUAAUUUGGGCCAGACUCGACGCAUAAAUUCCUUCUCUGAUGUUGAUAACACUCCACAGUCUUUGCUGGCUUUCAGCGGAAAUCAGAAUGUACAUGGUUUGUAUGAGAUUUUGUUAAAUUAUAGAUCUUUCUUGACCUUUUUGAAUGCUGUGGAUGUUCCUGUAUUAUAUUCUCCUGCACCAUUUCAACAUGCUGCUAUUUCUGCUCCAGAGGUUAUAUGCAUGGAGAUCAAAAGAGCUGAUCAUGGUACUGCUCUUCCCCAAGGAUUCACCUUGAAUGAAGGUCAUUCGAUGCCAAUUUCAUCUGCUGGCCUUUGUUACAGUGUUGAAAUCAAAGAUUCACAUAUUCCCCCUUGGAUUAUCAGUAACAUAUGUUCUCUAAUGGCAUCUAAAGGACAAAGCUUUGAAGCAAGUUUUACAACGGAGCAUACUUCAGUUGGCUUAAAUAUUGCUCUCGGGCCGGUUUCCCAGAUAGCUGAUAGUGAUGCCACUGUCAGUGAGGACUCACAAGAAAUAACCAAUGAAUUUGGUAUUCCUGAAACGAUUAUUUCCCCUUACUUACAUUCAGGUCUACUGAAGGGCUUGAACUAUUGCAACGGAUCUUAUACAGCGUCUCUCUCACCCGUAUGACAUUUCAUUACUCGUAAUCUCGAGUAAACUAUAUUUUGUUGUCGAUGCUUCGUGUACCUUGGUUCCCUGGUCUGGUUUUGCUGAUUACAAUAGUGAAGUAACAGUUAUUGGAGAUAAGAAGAAAUAGCCUGGACUCCAGGAACUUUGCUUUCGGGUUUAUUGAAGGGCCUGAACUACCGGAACAGGUAGAGUUCAUAUAUUGCGACCUGCUCUAUCUAACCUGUAAUGACACUUAAAUACGCAGGAUGAUAUUUUGAGAAAACUACAUUUUGUUACUGAUGCUUCAGUUCCUUAAUUGUAUUUUGCAGUUUGUAUAUUGUG
This is a messenger RNA of Hibiscus syriacus, 2373 nucleotides long. Its product is annotated as protein downstream neighbor of Son-like. The record is from RefSeq and is a predicted model, not a curated record. Gene Ontology annotation, cellular component: nucleus. Lineage: Eukaryota; Viridiplantae; Streptophyta; Magnoliopsida; Malvales; Malvaceae. Gene Ontology annotation, biological process: nuclear DNA replication.